AUGCUCUGGUCACUGCGUGCGUUCGCUACUGUCUCCCUGGAGCCACCAUCCCGAAUACCUGCUGCAUCUGCGUCUUCACCUGCUCAAACCAAUGAAGAACUCACGUCUGCAUCGCUCAUCAGGCUCCCUUUUACCUCUCCGAUGGCUGCGCUGGCCAGCCCGAAUUCCCCGACGCAGGAAAGUUCCGUCGCGACCCAGCGUUGGUUCUGCCACUGCGGUCUCGAACAAGGCGACUUUUGUCCCUAUUGUGACUAUGAUCAAGCCGUACGGAGAUCGUUUGUACUAGAAUCGGUCACGGAAUGUCAUCUGGAGUCCCGGGUCGUCGCGGCACCUCAACCAAUUGCGACCCCAAAACCACGCAAGUUGCGCAAGUCGCGGCCUGAUUACCAACAACUACAGUACGAACCCCUACAAUUGGGCAUUGUCACAGAAGCUCGUCCACAUUCAAUUCUAUCUACACAUUCGAGAACCCCUCUUCUGAAUCCUACCCUACCUGCAAAAUCAGAUUACCUACCGGUGCAGGUUCACAGGACGUCAAACAAGUUGGAAAAAAGAAGGAGAUCGCAUUCGACCUCAAACUAUGUUCGCUCAGAAUCUACCUCAUCACCGGAGAGCAUCCGAAGCCCACCGAGGAGGAUCAAAUCGAAAUCAUUCAUAAGGUCUAAGAGCAUAUCUGCAAUAGGCCCUCGACCAAAGGCGGUUUCAAGUAGCAUCAACACAGACGCCCUUGUGUCACUGGCAUGGACGGGGGAAGUUGUGUCACCGAUGGCGUCUUCUGAAUUCACGCCGCUGGGUUACGACGCGUCUCAAGCACCACAGCCACCGAAUCCUCCUCCCAUUUCUCGAUCUUCAUCCAUUGUAUUUCCACAAGUCCCCACCCUUCCUAGGGUCAGAUCAGAAACGUCGAUCAGCGGAAAUAUACUUCAAAAGCGGCGCUCCAUCCUUCGCAAAAAGGACUCGGAACCAACUACGUCGACAACCCAAAGACCUUGGACACUUGCCAUGGCGAUCACGGAUGACAGCAUAUCGGAUGAAAGGCUGGUGGACGACCUGGAAGAAAUGCGGAUCAAGGAAGUGGCUCCCUCCGGACCCUCAAGUUUGGAAGAGCUGCCCCUUGGCUUCGACUCUCCUCCCAUGUACCGGACACAGCUUUACGACUCCUACGCCGAAUACCCCGUUGAACCAGGCGAAGCCGUCCUAGAAGCACCAAUGCUCCCUUCCGACUCCUCCUGGACGGCUGCUCGGCAAGUACUUCUUCUUUGUAGAGAAUUAGUCAGGACCGAACGUCGAUACUCCGCAUCGCUACGUACACUCAUCACGAACGGGACGAGUGCUACUCCUCCGGCUUUGAUGCUCUCACAUCUGCCAGCCCUCAUCACAGCCAGUGACGAUUUACUAGAACUCAUGGAAGUAAAUCCAAGCGUGCGUGGUGUAUCCGAAGCAUUUUUAGCCAACAAAGACAAUUUGGAGGCAGCCUUUGUAGCGUGGAGCAGUAUAGUCGGUCAAUUCUUUCACGAGGACGAUGGCCCGAAAGGCAAGACUGAUCCUUUGCAGACGAAUUCGGAGCCGUCGAAUUCGGGAAGCUCAAGAUCACGCGCUGCGUCGACCAAGAGUCCAUCAAUGGAGAGUCCAACUGUCGUCAUCCUCGAGCCCAAUAAGAUUCGGAGGAACAGCAAACCUCGACCUACCAUUCGUGAGUUGGCCAUACUGCCGACGCAACGAAUCGUCCGCUAUGUGCUCUUGUUCAAAGAACUUAGCGCGCUUGCACCUGCCGCCGUUCCUUCGUCAGCCGUUGUUGAAGAGGCUCUGAGAGCCGCACAAACCAUCGCUCAGAACGCCAACAAUGCCCAAGGCCAUUCUGCGUUCAAACCUUGCGUUUUAUGA
Messenger RNA from Cyclocybe aegerita, 1884 nucleotides. Lineage: Eukaryota; Fungi; Basidiomycota; Agaricomycetes; Agaricales; Hemipholiotaceae. The record is from the annotation of a GenBank genome assembly.